Molecule: messenger RNA, 273 nt
Organism: Pneumocystis carinii B80
Lineage: Eukaryota; Fungi; Ascomycota; Pneumocystomycetes; Pneumocystales; Pneumocystaceae
Exons: 5
Coding region: 1-273 (90 amino acids)
Biological process (GO): microtubule-based process
Cellular component (GO): dynein complex
Source: RefSeq, a predicted model, not a curated record
AUGACAGACAUUAAUGAUGAUUCUGCAAAGGAUCCAGCUGAAUGUAUAUCUAUUUCAAGAAAUAAAGUUGUUAUAAAAUCAGUUGAUAUGAACGAAGAUAUGAAGAUAGAUGCAAUUGACUGUGCAAUCUUCGCUAUAAAAAAAUUUAAUGUCGAAAAAGAUAUAGCGGCAUAUAUGAAAAAUGAGGUUAUGAUAGGUAUUUUUAAUUUGGAAAUGAUUUUAAUUUUUAAAAGUUCGAUAAAAAAUUUGGAACAACAUGGCACUGUAUUGUAG